AAACACUUGUUCAAUCACAAAGGGUCGGUAAGCCCAAGAUACGGAAGGGGCCCAUAGUCGGAGAAGCCCAAAACCCAUCGUAAAACCUUCUUCUCCCUCAAGAAACCGCUGCUACCUACAAGUCGCCACGCCAUUUAGCUCCCAGUCCAGCUUUGAUUCCCUAAGAAGCAUUAAACCUAAGUUCUCGCUCGCUCGCUUUCUCUUGCUUAACCAUGGGGGAUAGUCAGUACUCAUUUUCUCUCACCACUUUCAGUCCUUCUGGGAAGCUGGUACAGAUCGAACACGCAUUGACAGCAGUUGGAUCAGGCCAAACAUCUUUAGGGAUCAAAGCUGCUAAUGGUGUGGUGAUUGCAACUGAAAAGAAACUACCUUCAAUCUUGGUUGAUGAAGCAUCUGUUCAAAAGAUACAGUCUUUAACACCAAACAUUGGGGUUGUUUACAGUGGGAUGGGUCCUGAUUCUCGAGUUUUGGUUCGAAAAAGUAGGAAGCAAGCAGAACAAUAUCACAGAUUAUACAAGGAAUUAAUCCCUGUGACUCAACUUGUGAGGGAAACUGCAGCUGUUAUGCAGGAGUUCACUCAGUCUGGUGGUGUAAGGCCUUUUGGGGUAUCUCUGCUAGUUGCUGGGUUUGAUGACAAUGGUCCACAAUUGUAUCAGGUGGACCCCUCAGGUUCGUAUUUUUCAUGGAAGGCCUCAGCAAUGGGAAAAAAUGUAUCAAAUGCCAAGACAUUUCUCGAGAAGAGGUACACGAAUGAUAUGGAGCUCGAUGAUGCUGUUCACACAGCUAUUCUGACACUGAAGGAGGGAUUCGAAGGACAAAUCUCAGGCAAGAACAUUGAGAUUGGGAUAAUUAGUACCGACAGAAAAUUCAGGGUGUUGACUCCUGCUGAGAUUGAUGAUUAUCUGGCCGAAGUGGAGUAGCUUGGUUGGUCACUGUUACUUGGGAAAAUAUAUCUAUUUUUCCAAUUUAUAUGUUGCAUUACCUUCCAUUACUGUGAUCUCCUCCUGUUCUAGCAAGGUUUGGUUUAUUUGAUGUACAUCAGUAUUUUGCAAAUUUAUCAAUUUGAAAUUACUAAAUCCUUAAUGGUUGGAAAUGCAAAUGUGAGGUUUUAGACUUUGUUCC
This is a messenger RNA of Malania oleifera, 1122 nucleotides long. Its product is annotated as proteasome subunit alpha type-2. Gene Ontology annotation, cellular component: proteasome core complex, alpha-subunit complex; proteasome core complex. The transcript is spliced from 11 exons. Lineage: Eukaryota; Viridiplantae; Streptophyta; Magnoliopsida; Santalales; Ximeniaceae. The record is from RefSeq and is a predicted model, not a curated record. Gene Ontology annotation, biological process: ubiquitin-dependent protein catabolic process. The coding region runs from base 213 to 920 and encodes 235 amino acids.